UUGGAAUGUCGCCCAGAAGGGAUAUAUUCGUUGCCCUGAGCUGCUGCUGCCUUGUGCUCAGUUUUCUGGGCAUACAAGCUAGGAAUCUGCAGGAAACUGCUGUUAGUAAGCGAGAUAUUUCCGAUUGGUUCUCCUACUUUGAUGACUUGCUCUACGACAGCGAUAGCGAUGAAGACACGAAAAAAAUUUUGGUCUGUAGCAACUGUACGGUAGUGGUUCAACCUGUUCCAGCGGGUGGAGCAGCUCCAGGAUCUACAGGCUCUACGGACACAACUGCUUCUGCUAAACCUGCAGCUGCUCCAAUUCCAGCUCCAGCAGUUACUCCUGGCGGUCAAAGUCCAUCUUCAGCAAGUCCUGUUAGCGCUUCAAGUCCAGUUCCAGGAGCUCCGGGAGCAGCUCCCGCAGAACCUGUGGCAGCACCUCCGGCCGCACCUCCGGUAGCACCUCCGGCCGCACCUCCGGCAGCAGAUCCAGCCCCCGCUCCUUCUGCCUAAACACCUCAAUUACCUAAUGCCCAAAAAAAUUACCGUCCGAAUCCUCCUAGUAUUUAUAACUCCUUCCAUAUAACAAACCGCUCUGGCAAUAGGUUUUAGAUGGGAUUUGGUAUACGAUAGUUUGCACCUCGAAUAAAACCCGAGUUCAUUCCGCUUGGUCCAUAAAUCUGAGCGGCUCCCAGGCA
Drosophila kikkawai is the source of this 679-nucleotide messenger RNA. RefSeq lists its product as uncharacterized. NCBI's taxonomy places the organism in Eukaryota, Metazoa, Arthropoda, Insecta, Diptera, Drosophilidae. The record is from RefSeq and is a predicted model, not a curated record.